CACCACUAGCGAAGUCGCCGGUACAGAUACCCGUGCUAUUGCAUUUGCUUGAAUGCUGCUUCCGCUGACAAAACGAAAUGUAUCCUAUGGUGUAUCUUGAUCAAAGGUGCAAGUACGUAUCAGCCCGAUGCACCCUCUCGAUCUCCUUUUAUCUUACCGGAGUCGAAUACUGUGAGUAAAUUCACAAAGCACACAGUUUCCUGAAGACUUUUCUGGCGAAAAAUUAGCUAGGGUCUCUUGGUCGUGAUCUGUUGAGGACGGUCAUGUUCUCAUGCCGUGCAGGUAGAGGUAGCUGCCGAUUCUCCUCCGGUCCUUUAUGGCUUAUUCUGAAUUGUUUUACCUGUCGACAGGUCUCGAUCAGAUUGUCCUUGGUGUAUCAUCCAUGCCACCAUGCCUGCCAGCAUCAACUAUCAGAAUUAAUUAUUGGCAAGGAUCCCAAGCUCUGUAUUUAGCAAUAAUAAUUAAUAAAAGUGGUGACUGGUGUGCAUAAAAUUUUUAUAAAUAAGCUGACUGGUGAGUAGUACUAAAGAGUAAAGACACUUCUCGUUGCCGUGCUUCAUCUGCACACUGAAACAUGACGGCCACGCCAUGUUUCCCGAAGUUUCUCAAGGGCUGGUGAGAGCAAUUAUUGGUUUGGUACAAAGAUACACAUCUUGUGACCAUAGAAACUUUAACAGACCUGAGCUUGGGAGUGCUUCUCAUCAGAAGUAUGGGAUCGACGAACGGCAGAUCUUCUCAACAAAGCAGCGGCUUACCUUAGCAGGCUGGGCCACAGAAAUUAUCUGAAGACACACAGGCUACCUGCUGUGCAACAUAUCUGUCUCAGCUCUGACUUGAGGUGCAAUGGCCGAGGUUGUGAUUCUCUCGGCAGUGGCAAAGAUCGGUGUAGCUCUGGGGAAUGAAGCAAUGAACCAGGCUACUUUACAGUUCAAUAACUUUAUAAAACAGCUAACAGAGCUUCAAGGAAGCAUGGGUCGCAUCAGAAGGGAGCUCAGAUUGAUGCAUGAAUAUCUUUGCCGAAUGGACAUACGGAAUCGCAACAAUCAGACAUAUGAAAUCUGGGUGGAGGAGGUGAGAAUCUUUGUUCAUGGGAUUGAGGACAUUGUGGAUGAGUAUUUGCAUCUUGUUGGUCAGAAACAUGACAGUGGAUGGAGUGCCUGUCUGAAGAAAGGAUUCAAACAACCAAAUGUUUUCUUCUCUUUAAACAGGAUAGCUUCUUUGGUUAAGGAAGCGGAGGUCAAUCUUGUGCACCUGUUCCAGGCUAAAGAUCGAUGGGUGUCAAUGGUAGAUAGUGGGUAUAUGAAUGACUCGAGUUACAUUGUUGAGAGGUCUCAGCAUCUAGCAAGCACUUCACGUUCCCUUGCCGAAGAAGAUCUCGUGGAGGUUGAUGGAAACAGAAAAAAGCUUGAGCAGUGGUUGGCAGGUGAUGAGUUGGAACGCUCUGUGAUAGUGCUGCAUGGUAUGGGAGGGCUUGGUAAAACAACUUUGGCUGCAAAUGUCUACAGGAAGGAAAGUGAAAAUUUUGAUUGCCACUGUUGGGUCUCUGUCUCUCAAACUUAUUCCAGAGAAGAUGUUUUGAAAAAAUUAAUCAAGGAGCUUUUCAAAGAUAAAGCCAUUGUUCCAUCUAAUAUUGAGACCAUGGACAUCAUAAGCCUUGAAGAGGCACUGAAGAAUUUUUUAGAGCAGCGUAAGUAUUUGAUCAUGCUGGAUGAUGUUUGGACUCCUGAAGCAUUCCAUGAUCUUUCUGGGGUGGUUAUUCGUAACAAGAAGGGCAGCAGAGUUGUGAUCACAAGCAGGGAAGGCAAUGUUGCUCGACUUGCUUCUCAAGGACAGGUCUUAACACUAAAACCUCUAUCAAAGGAUGGAUCAUGGGAACUCUUCUGUAAGACAGCUUUUCCCAGAGAUACAAAAUAUGAGUGUCCCACAGAACUGACAGAAUUAGCACAUGAAGUGGUUGACAAGUGUAAAGGCAUACCCCUCGCAAUUGUCUCUAUUGGCAAGCUCCUCUUUGUACGUGACAAGACCAAAGAGGAACUGAAGCGAAUACAUGACCAGCUCGACUGGGAGCUAAUUAACAAUCCAAGCUUGGAACAUGUCAGGAAUAUCCUUUAUUUGAGUUACUUGUACCUCCCGACAUACUUGAAAAGUUGUUUCCUAUACUGCAGCUUGUUCCCAGAGGACUAUCUUUUCAAAAGGAAAAAGCUGAUACGGUUGUGGGUAGCAGAGGGCUUCGUCAAGGGAAGGGGUGAAAGCACAAUGGAGGAAGUGGCUGAAGGUUAUCUAGAAGAGUUGGUUCACAGAAAUAUGCUUCAAGUUGAUACAAGAAACCCAUUUGGUAGGAUAAAAUCAUUCCGGAUGCAUGAUAUUGUACGUGAGUUGGCAGUAGAUUUGUGUCGCCGGGAAUGCUUUGGUGUUGUUUAUGAGGAGGAUGAACACAUGGAAUCUCUUGAUGAGACGGAUGCACGUCGGCUGGUAAUACACAAAAUGAAGAAGGAUAUUUAUCAGUCAGUAUCGGGUGUACACCGUCUCCGCUCUGUUAUCGCAUUGGACAUCAAUAUUCCAUCAUCCACUCUACUGCCUCUAAUAGCAAAGAAGUCCAGAUAUAUGUCGGUGCUGGAGUUAAGUGGCCUACCCAUUGGGAAGGUUCCAGAUGGUAUUGGAGAUCUUUUCAAUCUCCGCUAUCUGGGUCUGCGUGGUUCAAAAGUGAAGCUCCUUCCCAGGUCUCUUGAGAAACUCUCAAGUUUGUUGACACUGGACCUUUCAGGGUCUGGCAUGAAGGAGCUGCCUAGAGGCAUUGGUAAACUAAAAAAGCUUAGGCAGUUAUUCACUGACAAAGCUAGUGAUCGAUUCAGGAGAGAUUUCCGGUGCGGCAGUGGUGUAUGCAUCCCCAAGGGCCUUGAGAACCUGACAAGUCUGCAGACACUAGUAUCACUGGAAGCGCAGGAUGAGUCCGUUAGACAGUUGGGGGAGCUGAGGCAACUGAGAAGCUUGGAGAUAUGGAAUGUGAAAGGAACCUACUGCGGACAUAUAUGUGCUUCUCUAGCCGAGAUGCGACACCUUUCUUACCUACAUGUGAAUGCAAGCCAAGACAAUGAGGUUCUCCGGUUGAAUGGUCUACCCCCAAACCUGCAAAGGCUUAGCUUGACUGGCCGAUUAGCGGAAUGCACAUUGGGAGAGUCUCCUCUCUUCCAAACUGCGGGGCGGAACCUGUAUUCACUGUCUCUAUCUUGGUCCCAGAUGAUAGAAGACCCCUUACCAUCUCUUUCUCGACUGUCAAAUUUGACAGACCUGAUGCUCACCAGGGCAUACAGCGGAAAGCAGAUGACAUUUCUUGCCGAGUGGUUCCCCAAGCUAAAAACCCUGAGACUGAGAGACCUGCCAAAUCUGGAGGUUCUAGAGAUGAAGGAGGGUGCCGUGGUGAGCCUGGAAAUAUUGACACUAGUCAACCUUGAAGGCAUGGUGGAGGUCCCACCUGGCAUAGAGUUUCUCACGCACGUAAAGCAUAUUUCGUUCCGGGAAAUCACCAGUGAGUUUUUGACUUCGCUGCGACAAUGUCCUAGAACUCAAGGGGUGCAGUGGCGGCAUACUCUUCGGUGACAUUGACCCUGUUGGUCUCGAAAUUAGUAUUUAGGCCGCGCUUGGAUGCGGUGUAUUCUAAUAUGGAUGUAUUUAUUCUACACGUGUGUCUUACCAGCCAUGAACAGAUUUUCAGCUGGAAACAAAACGACGAGCAGAGACCUGUGUCUUUUACAAGGGUAUUUGAGACAGAAACGGUAAUCCAAACAAGGCCUAAGCCACUCAACUACAGACCACUGUUCCACUACCAGUUUCCUCGUGUAACUUCACCUUCAUGUCUGUAUUGGUUUGGUUGUUAUUCUGAAGCAUGGUAUUCCAAAUACUGUACCAGAAUGAAAUAUGCUUGUCGUUA
Molecule: messenger RNA, 3928 nt
Organism: Triticum urartu
Lineage: Eukaryota; Viridiplantae; Streptophyta; Magnoliopsida; Poales; Poaceae
Source: RefSeq, a predicted model, not a curated record